AUGGAUCAAGAUCCAGCCAUCGAAGGCGAUGCCGGCACCGAGGCAGCUGUGCAGCAAGGCGACGCGCAGCAAGAUGCCGGCGGCGCCCCUGCUACAGCAGUUCCGCAGGCAGAGCCUGCCAAGGUCUUUGACAUCUUCGAAUUUGUGAAGAACAUCAAGUGUCCCCCGCUGCAGAAGGCUGUGAUUAGCGAAUUUGAUGAGUCUGCCGCCAACAAUCCCCACCAGAUCCUGCGCAGCAUCUUCACCUUCUUGCGCACGGCGGGCGUGAGCGAGGCCGACAAGAUCCUGGUGCUGAACAUGGGCCACGAGCUGCUGUUUGCCUACUUCGACGAGCAUGUGGAUCCGAUCGGCGAGGCGGAGCAGCAGAUGGCACUGGAGGCACUCAAGAUGGUCUAUGUCGACGAAGCCACGUCGGAGGAGGUCAGGCGCGAGCUCAACAACGUCGUCUCACUCAUCUGGAAGCUCAGCGAGGAGAUCGACAUCGAACAAUCCCCCAAUCAGGUCGCCAAUCUCGGGCAGCUUCUGCGGUACUGCCUAAACCCGGCCACCCACACCGCCGCCACCACGCAGGCCGAUCGCCACCUGCUGGCCGAGCUCGGCCUCACCCUCUUCGCACGCAUCAUGCACGAGAUCCUUCUGCCGUAUCUGCUUUCGCACGAAGAAGGCGAAGACGAUGAAGAUGGACCUGCCCACUUCGUGGAAAAAGCGCUUUUCCCUCACCUCUCUAGCACCAUCACCGAUGCUACCGCUCCUCUCUCUCUCCGGAUCGCCGCGAUGAUGGUGAUCACCAAUGCCUUCAAUUCUGAGCUGCCUUCUUGCCUCAAUGGCUUCCUCGGCUUGAACACUUUUCUUCCUCAAAUCGUGCGGGCCAUCUCGGAGCUCAGCAAUGCGGGCGACUAUGAAAAGCUGGAGGAGCUCCUGCGAAGUUUUGACCACCUGUCGCUGCCUUUCGUGGUGCCGCACAUCCCCAUCUACGUGCAAACUCUGAAACACGCUGUCGUGCUGGGCAAGGAGGGCAACUUCCUUCGCUUCCUGGUCUGGCAUCUCAUGUAUCUGUUUCUACUCGCGGAGCCACGCAAAGAAGAGGUGGAGGAACAGGAUGAGUCCUUUGACGGGAUCGUCUACGAGGACGAUAGCGCCGAGGACGAAGACGAACACCACGGCAAGGACUCGCCGACAGCUGUCGCCGGAUGGGCGCUGUCCGCCGUCGUCAGAGCCUUUGGUAACGACGCCACCUCUGCCCAGUGCUGUACCCGACACAAUCGGAACUGA
Messenger RNA from Acanthamoeba castellanii str. Neff, 1272 nucleotides. RefSeq lists its product as uncharacterized. The record is from RefSeq and is a predicted model, not a curated record. The transcript has 5 exons. Bases 1 to 1272 code for a protein of 423 amino acids. NCBI's taxonomy places the organism in Eukaryota, Discosea, Longamoebia, Acanthamoebidae.